UCCAAAUGUAUACAAUACCUUUAAAUUAGAGUAGGGUUGGGUCGGCUCCAAAACCCUUAUGCUCAACCCAUGUCCAUCGCUCUUUUCAUUCCUCUUCAAAGAUCGUCGUUUCCUUAGAUCCCAAAUCUUCCCCCCUCUUUGUCGUCUGAACUGAAUUCUUCACUUAUAGUAAUUUCGGUUUAAACCCUAAAUCACACCAACGCCUAAAUCGAUUUCUAAUUAUUUUAAAUAUCUUUUACUACUAAUUGCUACAUUUUUCAUGCUAUUGAAUUGAUUACAUUCUUAGUACUUGAUUAAAUCUCAGAUCACUUGAAGCUGCGACAAUUGCUUAUUUGUAAAGUUUCUAGAACCUCAGAUCUUCUCUAUCCAUGAAUCCGAGAAGGGAUUAUAGAGGGUCUAGAACUUUUGCCUUUGAUGGGAUUGAGGAGGGAGGUAUCAGGGCCUCAUCCUCGUAUUCCUCUCGUGAAAUUGAUGAACAUGAUAAUGAUAGAGCUCUUGAUGGGCUGCAAGACCGAGUCAGCUUUCUGAAAAGAUUGAGUGGUGACAUACAUGGAGAAGUUGAUGCUCAUAACCGGAUGUUGGAUCGAAUGGGUAAUGAAAUGGAUGCAUCACGAGGAUUCAUGUCAGGAACCAUGGAUCGGUUUAAGCAGGCAUUUGAAACGAAAUCAAGCAGACGAAUGUUUACCCUUGUGGCCUCCUUUGUAGUUCUUUUCCUUAUUAUCUACUAUCUUACUCGGUAGAUCUUAUAUGAUACAAUUCCGGGCGCUGACCCAAUGCGGAUUUAUACCUGAAAUUACUUCUUGUGGCUUCAUGUGAAGGAUACUUGAAUAUAUGUAAUUGUUUGAAACUCUUCUUAUGAAGUUGUUUAAACUCUUUCUUGUGAAAUAUACACACUUUAUGAAGUC
Messenger RNA from Amaranthus tricolor (Joseph's coat), 905 nucleotides. RefSeq names its product bet1-like SNARE 1-1. The record is from RefSeq and is a predicted model, not a curated record. The transcript is spliced from 5 exons. Bases 369 to 740 code for a protein of 123 amino acids. NCBI's taxonomy places the organism in Eukaryota, Viridiplantae, Streptophyta, Magnoliopsida, Caryophyllales, Amaranthaceae.